Symsagittifera roscoffensis is the source of this 3111-nucleotide messenger RNA. Its product is annotated as interaptin-like. NCBI's taxonomy places the organism in Eukaryota, Metazoa, Xenacoelomorpha, Acoela, Convolutidae. The record is from RefSeq and is a predicted model, not a curated record. The transcript is spliced from 3 exons. The coding region runs from base 1 to 3075 and encodes 1024 amino acids.
AUGCGGUUGACUCGAAAAGAUGAUGAUCAAAAUUUCUUCCCCUUAUCUAAAGUACAGAAGCAUUUAGUCUGUAUCAAUCUUAAAGGACGUCAGGUUGUGAUUACUCGAACAAACCAGAAUACCCUUUUCAAUUCAAACCCAAAUUCCACAGACGAAGCGAAACUUAAAGAUAAAGCAACUGAAAACCACGUCAAGAUAGGUUCCUUCGUGUUUAACUCUCAUAACUUCAACAAGGCAGGUAACGUCAAUCCCUUUGACCUUGAGGAUUACCUGGAAGAUGAUCAGGAUGGUUUGACCCAGAGCAGUCACGUGAACGGAUUGAGGGCGCAGCGGAAAUACUCCAAAGUGAAAGAUUUCUGGGAAAAACAGCAAGAUCAACAGCAGAAAAAGUGCUCAUUGCAAACCAGCUUGAAAGUAACUAAUCGCAGAGCUGUGUCAAGCUCACCGAAACCACCACCGAGGUCCAAAAUGAUAUCUUCCGGAGAAGAUGAACCUGACAACGCAAACGCCACCGAAACCUUCAAUUACAUCGAAAACAAGGCUAAAAAGCUGCAAGACGAGAUUGCAAAACGACAACCAGUUAUUUCCAAACACAAGAAAAUGACCGCCAUCAAACGAGAACAGAUGGAUAUAAGCUCCGACCAAUCAAUUCGUGACAAUGGCUUAGCUUCGCUUGCUUCAAAAUCAGCGAGUGAUGUCUCGCUCGCCGAAAGCGAAUUAACCGACGUGUUAGCCAAAAAACAAGGAGCUUUGAAAGAGCUGAGGAUUUUACAGGAGGCCGCGAAGAAAAAUCGAGAUGAAAUAAAAAGCUCAGAAGAGGAGAUGAAAGAAAGGAUAAAAAGGUACGAAAUGGAUAUUCUUAAUUUAGAGAAGAAAACAGAUCAAGUCAGAUUAGAACUGGAACUGAAAAGUUCGAAACUAAAACAGGCGGAACUGAAGUUGGAAAACAAGCUGGCUCUCAACACUUCAAAAGUAGAUGCAAUAAUCAAUGAAAAUGGUGAGCUGAAAUUCAAACUAGAAAGUUUGGAAAGUACCAAAAGUGAUUUAGAACUGGAAUUCCAAUCUCAGACGGACAAAUUUUCUGAUGAACUGAAAGCCAAAAAUUCUAAAAUCGAUACGCUUACGGUCGAAAUAGAAGAACUGAGUACUCAAAAUGAAGAAUUGGAAAAAGAAAUUUCAUUCAUUCAACAAAAUAAUUCAAAUGCUGAAAAUGAGUUCAAAGAAGUGGUAUUGAAACUUCAGAUGCAAAUUGGAAAGUUAAACGAAGAAAUGCAAUCCAAAAAUAAAGAAAUUAUCAGUGCGAAUGCGAAAAACCAGGAGUUAGAAAAUAAUUUUGCAUCUGAAGUGAACAGAUUGAAAAAAAUUGUAGUUGAAAAAGAUCAAGAAAAUAGAAGUGUGAAUGAAAAGCAAAUAUCAACGAUGUCUCAAAAAGUUACUGAAAUAAAUAGAAUGAAAGAACUAAUGGCCGAAGCAAUUCAGGUUCUGAAAAGUGCAAAACUAAAUGAAGAUGAAAAUGAAAGUAUUAACGUAGAGUUCAUAGUUCAUGAGGCAAAGUUAUUCAAAAGAGAUCGCUUAAACAUGGCGAAAGAAAUCGAUCGACUGAACAAUGAGUUGAACGAAUUGAACAAAUUCGUGUCUAAAAUUAAAGGAGAAACUUCAGAACGUGAACAAAACCUGAAGAAAACUGUCGAAAGUUUAUCGGACGAAUUGCGCUUGAAGAAUAUCAAAUUAGAAAAUGAAGCUAGUGAUUUCGAGAGACGUGAGAAAAACUUAAAACUUGAUUUAGAAAAAGCCAAAAACGAGCUCGAUUUGAAGCUGCUAGCCGCAAAUGAAACUUUUCAGCAAAAAGUUUCAAAUUAUGAAGCAAAAAUAGAGAAACUACACUUGCAGCUGGCUGAAAAUAUCAAAGAUCACCAUGAAAAAAUCAAUCAACUCACGAUAAGUUUUCAGUCCGAAAAAGAAAACUUAGAGAGAACUAAGAAUGAAGAAAUAUCUCGUAUGUCGGAUGACUUCAAAAACCAAUCGGAACAAGAUAUAAACAAAAUUCAAGAUAAUGCUUCGAGUUAUUAUCAUGAAUUAAACGAAGUCACUACCGAAUUAAAAGUACUGAAAAAAUCCGAGGACAGGAUUCGAAAGGAGCUCAACGCUCUAGAAAAAACUGUGGACGUAGAAAUAGAAAAUGCUUGUAAGGUCCUCAGUUCUGUGAUGGGUCUUGGAUUACCCGUCACAUUUCCGCCAUUUGGCAAUGUUUCGAACCGCAUCAAAGAUAUUUUGUCUAAACUUGCCCUUCUGAGGGCUUUAGUGUCAGAAUUGAGAGGUUAUGUGGAUAACAUAAACCAAAAUUCAGAACAACUGCGAAAUAAAGUUAUCGAAACUGAGCAGAAAUCUCGAUUUGAGCUUCAAAACCUCGAAAAGCGCCUAAAGCAGGAUAAAAACGAAGCGAUGGCGAAGGUGAGGGAAGAAAUUAUAGAUGAGUAUUUGACUCAAAUUGAAGAACUGAGAAAACUUAUCGAAGACGAAAAAAAUGUUUCGCGCAAAAUUAGAUGUCAGCUGCGCGAAAAGGAUGAGCAAAUACAUAGCAUGAAAAUUUCGAUGAAUGACUGGAAAAUGAAGACGAUGAAUGAAUUGGAGAAAACUAUUCGAGAUCAAAUUGAAGUCGAAAUAGAAUCUAGGAUACAGAGACAAAAUUUAGUGAGACGAGAACUCCUGAAUGAAAAAGAAAGAGAAGCCAAGAGACUCAGUGAUCAAGUUUUGCACCUCAAUUCUAGGAUUCAAACUUUAUCAAACCCAUCAGUCGAAAGUACAGAAGAUGAGGUAACUAGGAACGCUGCUAUUCGGCUAAUACGCCAACUUCAGAAGAAAAACAGACAGCUGCAACAGGAUAACAUGCAGUUAAGACUAAAAGAAAGAACAUCGUAUCAGAAAACUUCGAAUUUAGCUGAAGGUUGUCUAAGUGCAAACACCGCGUCGGUUGAAAAUUUCGAGCUGCUGGGAAGCUGCGUGAAGAAGUUGCUAGACGAGGAUAGAAAGAAACUGGCUGCUUCAAUGUCUGAUUUGACCAUAUAUGGUGUUUAGUAUUUUAUUAAAUUCAAAUUAGUAUUUAAAUCAUCU